Messenger RNA from Trichechus manatus latirostris (Florida manatee), 369 nucleotides. RefSeq names its product defensin beta 125 (gene DEFB125). Lineage: Eukaryota; Metazoa; Chordata; Mammalia; Sirenia; Trichechidae. Gene Ontology annotation, biological process: innate immune response. The record is from RefSeq and is a predicted model, not a curated record. The transcript has 2 exons. The coding region runs from base 1 to 369 and encodes 122 amino acids. Gene Ontology annotation, cellular component: extracellular region.
AUGAAUCUCCUGAUGCUGGCCUUCACUAUCUGUGGGUCUCUAACUCUGGUGGCCAAAUUCUCUACAGCUGGCUGGGAAAUUCAAAGAUGCUGGGAGAAUGAUAUAGGACACUGCAGAAAACGAUGUCUCCAAAAUGAAAGAUACAAACUUCUUUGUAAGAACAAGCUAACUUGCUGCAUUCCCAUAACAGCACAAUCGUUUACUCGAAGGCCACCACCCCGUGCAAUAGAUACAGAAGACAUAACAGUUACAAUGGAAACUUAUCCUCCUCUCACUAUGGACGACUUUAUUACUUUUAAAAUUUCUUCCCCAUCUCAGGCUAAAACGACCAAGAAAACUUCUUCUGAGAGCACUGUCCGUAUCAGAUAA